AUGUCGACGCAGGAUCUCCAGUGGCUUCUUCUCCGCAAGUCGAACAGCUUCCUUGUGAAGCAGAAGGGUCUCGGCCGCGUUUUCUCGCGUGAGCCGGGUAAUGUCGCUGCUCUCCACAGCUACAAGUACUCCGGCCUUGUCAACGACAAGUCGGUCGGUAUCGUCCCGGCUGCUGGCCGCGGUGUCGUUGUGUCGACCCGCAAGCAGAAGGUGUCGCCGAACGCCAUCAAGGGCUCGCGCAACUCGACCACUGUGAAGGGUGGCUCGCGCCGCGUGGCUGGUGCUGUGGCUAACAUGGUCGCCAAGAACGGCUACCGUGCUGACCUGCGCAAGCCUGCUGUGGCCCGCGCUACUGCCAUUGUCAACGCCCAGGUGCGCAAGCCGCGUGUCCAGCGCGUGCGUGCCCCGCGUGGUGCCGCUGCUCGCAAGGCCGUGGUUGCCGCUGAGGAGCAGUAA
Malassezia pachydermatis is the source of this 456-nucleotide messenger RNA. RefSeq names its product 60s ribosomal protein l28. Gene Ontology annotation, cellular component: cytosolic large ribosomal subunit; ribosome. Lineage: Eukaryota; Fungi; Basidiomycota; Malasseziomycetes; Malasseziales; Malasseziaceae. Gene Ontology annotation, molecular function: structural constituent of ribosome. Gene Ontology annotation, biological process: translation. The coding region runs from base 1 to 456 and encodes 151 amino acids. The transcript is spliced from 4 exons. The record is from RefSeq and is a predicted model, not a curated record.